This is a messenger RNA of Parnassius apollo (apollo), 948 nucleotides long. The record is from the annotation of a GenBank genome assembly. Lineage: Eukaryota; Metazoa; Arthropoda; Insecta; Lepidoptera; Papilionidae.
AUGACUUACAACUUGUACAAGUUUCAUUUAAUUUAUUUUUAUAAUGUUAAGAAAUCCGUUUCUACGAAUUUUCAAAUAAAUUGGUACAAAAACAUUGAGAAAAUUAAAAACAAGUAUGAAGAUGAAAAUCAUUCAGACUUGGACAAUUCUAAAACUAAACUUAUUUUACUAUUAAAUUUUGAAUGCAAAGAAGAUGCGGUUCCAUUUCACAAAUUGUCACACAGAACUUUAUUACAAAUUUAUAAACGUACUAAAGAUGAUGAGCAAAAAGGAUAUUGUAAAAAUAGAUUAUAUUAUUUAUCAUCUAGACUUAAUUGUCCACCUAAACAACUUGCAGAACUGCUUCCUAAAAGAACAUUUUUAUAUAACUUAUCUUUUGAAUGGCUUGAAAAUUCUUUAAAUGUUCUCUUAGACUUUGGGGUGAGUCCAGACCGCAUAUUGAGAGAUUUGUGGGUUCUCAAAUAUCAUCAUGAAACUAUCAAUGAAAGACUAUUAAGAGUUAAAAAUUUAGGAAUAGAAAACCUUUAUCCAUGGAUGGUUAGAUGCACUGAAAAUAUUUUAAAUAGGUAUAUUGAAAUUUCACAACAAACAAAAAAUAUUCUUGGUGAAGAUGAAUCAACACAAGUAUAUUUAGCAAAGAGGCUGAAUAUUUCCCUUGAAGAGAUAGAAGAAAUAUGUGUAAAAAUACCAUCUCUCAAGACUAUAAGGGUUACAAAGCUAAAGCCCUUUUUGGACUUCCUAAUCAGUGAAGGAUUUUCGUUAGAAGAUAUUGCUCGAAAACCCAGAGUAUUAACUGCAUCCCAGAACACAGUAAAGCAAAGACUAGAUCAGCUGAGACAUUUGGGAUUGAAAUCGAUAAAUUUAAAUAUACUGUCCAGAGGUAGAAAAGACUUCAAAAAGUAUUAUACUUCCUUGCAAUCUGUCUUGCAAAACAAACAAAAUAGUUAA